Messenger RNA from Schistosoma rodhaini, 660 nucleotides. The record is from the annotation of a GenBank genome assembly. Lineage: Eukaryota; Metazoa; Platyhelminthes; Trematoda; Strigeidida; Schistosomatidae.
AUGCCUAGGGUAUCAUCAUCAUCAUCAUCAUCAUCAUCAUCAUCAUCAUCAUCAUCAUCAUCAUCAUCAUCAUCAUCAUCAUCAUCAUCAUCAUCAUCAUCAUCAUCAUCAUCAUCAUCAUCAUCAUCAUCAUCAUCAUCAUCAUCAUCAUCAUCAUCAUCAUCAUCAUCAUCAUCAUCAUCAUCAUCAUCAUCAUCAUCAUCAUCAUCAUCAUCAUCAUCAUCAUCAUCAUCAUCAUCAUCAUCAUCAUCAUCAUCAUCAUCAUCAUCAUCAUCAUCAUCAUCAUCAUCAUCAUCAUCAUCAUCAUCAUCAUCAUCAUCAUCAUCAUCAUCAUCAUCAUCAUCAUCAUCAUCAUCAUCAUCAUCAUCAUCAUCAUCAUCAUCAUCAUCAUCAUCAUCAUCAUCAUCAUCAUCAUCAUCAUCAUCAUCAUCAUCAUCAUCAUCAUCAUCAUCAUCAUCAUCAUCAUCAUCAUCAUCAUCAUCAUCAUCAUCAUCAUCAUCAUCAUCAUCAUCAUCAUCAUCAUCAUCAUCAUCAUCAUCAUCAUCAUCAUCAUCAUCAUCAUCAUCAUCAUCAUCAUCAUCAUCAUCAUCAUCAUCAUCAUCAUCAUCAUCAUCAUCAUCAUCAUCAUCAUCAUCAUCAUCAUCAUCAUCAUCAUCAUAG